AAAAACGGGCGGGGCAGCCUUCCAAGAGCCCCAGAAGUUUGGUCGGAGAGGCGCCGUCGGAGCAGCCCCAGUUCGCCGCCCUUUGCCCCCUCCCCAAAUGGUGCAGUCACCCCGGUUUGACUCCCGCGACGAACAGAUCUACCGGUGCCCGGAAUGGAGUACACGGAUAUGAACAAGCUGAGCUGCGGGAAGAAAAUGAGGGUCGAAGGCGGACAGCUGGGCGGCGAGGAGUGGACGCGGCACGGGAGUUUCGUCAACAAACCCAGCCGGGGUUGGCUGCACCGGGACGACAAGGUGAUGGGUUCCGGAGUCUCGUACCUGGUCCGGUACAUGGGUUGCGUGGAAGUGCUGCAGUCCAUGCGGGCCCUCGAUUUCAGCACCAGGACUCAAGUCACCAGGGAGGCUAUAGGCCUGGUUUGUGAAGCUGUGCCUAGCAACAAGGGAGCCGUGCGUAGGAGGAAGCCCUGCGGCCGGGCGCUCAACUCCAUCCUCGGGAAGACCAACCUGAAGUUCGCCGCUAUGCCCAUUACGUUGACCAUCUCUACCAGCAGCCUGAACCUCAUGGCGUCCGACUGUAAACAGAUCAUCGCCAAUCAUCACAUGCAGUCGAUCUCGUUCGCUUCCGGAGGGGAUCCGGAUACGGCGGAAUACGUCGCUUACGUUGCCAAAGACCCCGUCAAUCACAGAGCUUGCCAUAUCCUGGAGUGCCCCGAAGGGUUGUCGCAAGAUGUUAUCAGCACCAUUGGACAAGCGUUCGAAUUGCGCUUCAAGCAGUACCUGAAGAAUCCUCCUAAACUCGUCACGCCGCACGACAGGAUGGCCGGGUUCGACGGUUCCGCUUGGGACGAAGAGGAAGAGCCGCCGCCUCCUGACCACCAGUACUACAACGAUUUCCCCGGAAAAGAACCUCCUUUAGGAGGGGUAGUUGACCUGCGUUUGCGGGAAGGGGCUGCGGCGGCUCAGAACCCCAACAAUUUGGGGGCCACCUUGCCUGUCGGACAAGUGGUUGUUGGGGACUACGAAUCCAAGAAGCCACAUUCGGUCACACAAGGCAGGAACCGGGGCCCUCCUGGCCGCACCGAAUUCGUGGUGGACCCUUCCUACGUCAACGUGCAAAAUUUGGAAAAAUUGCAGCCGGGCCUCCAGAACGUAACUUCCAACGGCAGCAUCCAGCGAGACCUCUUUGACAUGAAGCCUUUUGAGGAUGCCUUGCGGGCGCCCCCGCCGCCCCCUACUCCUCCGUCCCACCCGCCAGCUACCAUGGAGGAGCAACUCCGGCGGGAACCAUGGUAUCACGGUCAAAUGAGCCGCAAAGAAUCGGAGAAGCUGUUGCAAGCCAACGGGGAUUUCCUGGUGCGGGAAAGCACUACCACGCCAGGACAAUACGUCCUCACGGGACUUCAGGGAGGACAACCCAAACAUCUUCUUCUCGUCGAUCCGGAGGGAGUGGUUCGGACGAAGGAUCAUCGCUUUGAAAGUGUGAGUCACUUGAUCAGUCACCAUAUGGACAAUCGGUUGCCCAUCAUCUCGGCCGGCAGCGAGCUGUGCCUACAACAGCCCGUCGAGCGGAGACAAUGAGCAGGACAACCGGAGCCGCAUCACUACAAACGCCCUUCUAGCCGGAACGCCUCCAUCUCUCUUUUUCUCCCCCGGUCCUAUGGACUUCUCUGACAGCGGCUAGAAUGGGCUGCCUCCUCUGCCAAAGCAUUUUCGGGGGGGGCGAAGGGACUCGCUUGAGCCCCAAAACCCAUCGUGCCCUUCCCGACCACUUCCUCUCUACGUCUCGCCACGGCCCGGCUUUUCCUGGUUGGAGCGAAGCGCCGUCUAGCCAAGAUUCUUCUAGUCCUCGGUGAGAAAACGGUCCCGCUUCGGUUUUUGUCGACGGUCUCGAGCGCGAGUCCUCCUUGCCUUGGACGGCUUUUGUCUCCUCCGCUAACUGUUCAGAACAGACGGGCGAUCUUGCGUGUGCAACACACAGCGCCUCGUCGUGUCUUCUGCCAGGUGCGACCGAUGCCAAAGUCCCCCGUGAAGGGUUUAUUUUCGGGGGAAAAUUUAUUGCUUAAAGCACAAAAAAAAGAAAGGGAAAUUAAAAGGACAACUCGUUCGGGGUCUGGAAGGCAGAAACCUCGCUCUUCUCUGCCCACAGACCACCACCCCCGCUGACGCAUUUUUAUAUACGUUCUGCGUGUGCCUUGAACCUUUUUCAGGUCAGAUUUUAUGCAAAAUUCCUCUUGCUCUGGAGGUUCUCACGUGGCUGCCUGGAUUUUUGGGGGUCAGGAUGGAGAAAGGGGCAGUUGUUUCUCACCCGCCUCCUUCUGAUCCGUCAUGGUUGCCCCAUAAUUUAUCCCCUUCUUUUCUCCCCACCCGCAAAAGCCCAGGCUAAGCACUAGUAAGAUUCAGCCGGUUCGGACAAAUUGGUAAUUAAAUUGAUGCCUGGCUCUGCUCCUCCCCUCCCCGCCCUCCCCAUGCGCCUCAUUUUGGCUUCCAGGUAAAUGGAGGGAGACCUUCUAAGCCCAAAAUGGUGUGGGGGGAGCCCCCACAGCCCGUUUUUGCUCCCAGGGGGGUGCAGGAGGCCGAGUGCUGCCAGUCACACCCCCUGGCCACGCCCGCCAUGGCCACGCCCACCCAAUCGGUCAUUAGGGCAGAGAACCGGUUGUUAAAUUAUUUGAAUCCCACCACUCCUGAACAUCCCUCUCUGGAUUAAAGGAUGUUUUCCUGAAUUUUGGGACGGUUUCCAAGAAGGCAGUCCCAAAACUGAAGUGAGGGUCCCUCCCCAUCCAAAAACAAAAAGCUGAAAAGAGAAGAAGAAAAUUGGAUUUGUCUUCCCGCGCUGAGACUGGUUCCCUUCCCAAUUUCUUUGCGGAGUCUGUACAUAAAGUGUGAUAAUUUGGUGUUGCAUGUAUAUUGUUAUACUCGGAGGCCAAUGUGUAGCUUUACUCUCUUAUCAUUGUGCCUAUCCCUGCUACUCUGCGGGACACCCCCCCACCCCACAAGCCCACCUCAGCCCCUUCUCUCCACCUCCUUUAUACACACUUUGUAUCGGUUUGAUUUUCUCUCGAAUAUACCAAAGGAAAUCAAAUAGUUAUUAUUAAAGGUUGGUAUUUCUUUA
Ahaetulla prasina is the source of this 3109-nucleotide messenger RNA. It is a transcript of the gene SHC1, whose product is annotated as SHC adaptor protein 1. Gene Ontology annotation, biological process: cell surface receptor protein tyrosine kinase signaling pathway; intracellular signal transduction. The record is from RefSeq and is a predicted model, not a curated record. Gene Ontology annotation, cellular component: plasma membrane. The transcript is spliced from 14 exons. Gene Ontology annotation, molecular function: receptor tyrosine kinase binding. The coding region runs from base 154 to 1578 and encodes 474 amino acids. NCBI's taxonomy places the organism in Eukaryota, Metazoa, Chordata, Lepidosauria, Squamata, Colubridae.